AUGGCCGAUUCAUCACCAACAACUGAAAAUAAAAAACUCGAUGAUUUCUAUCAAAGUAUUCUAUCAAAAGAACCAACUGUUCGAUUAGAAUGUUUUUCUGCACUUGAAAAUUAUUUAUCUGAUGUAAACACAUCACUUGAAUGUGAAGACCUAACUGGUUUUAUUACUGGUUUAUUUAAAUGGAUUGAAGGCAGUAAUUUUCGAAUUGCUUAUAAUGGUCUUCGAGCAGUGGAAUUACUUAUUGAUCGAUUAAAUUCAUAUGAAUUUGAAUGUUUACUUGAUAAUGUUGUAUCUAUAACAGUUGAUCGAUUGGGUGAUGCCAAAGAUCAAGUUCGAGAAGCGGCGUCUAAUCUCCUUAUAAAAUUAAUGACAACCUUCACACCACGACGUAUUUGGGAUUUAAUACAACCAUUAUCAUUUGAUCAUAAACAAUUUCGUGUAAAAGAAGAAAGUCAACUUUUACUUAUAAGAUCAUUAAAUGAGUUUGGUGCAUCAACACUUCAAUUUAGUAAACUUGUUCCACUUAUUUGUAAACUUGUAUCAGAUUCAAAUGGAACUGUUCGUCAACAAGCAAUUGAUACGCUUGUAGAAAUUUAUCGUCAUGUUGGAGAAAAAGUUCGUAAUGAUAUUGCUAAACGCGACAUACCCGAAGCCAAAUUAAAACAACUUUACGAAAAAUUUGAUGAUGUUAUUGCAAGUGGUCGAAUGAUUGCUAAAGUAACGGAUUCAACAGAUGAUGCUCGUGCAAAAUCAUCAACAGUAAAAUCUCGACGUGAUUCGGAUGGUAGUGGAACAGUACCUCGAGCAAGACCAAGUGGUAGUAUUCCAGCACGAACAACUAUUGGUAGUUCGACUUCAGGAGAAACAAGUAAAGUUUCUUCUUCUUCUUCUACCAAUCAUCGUUCACGUUCAUUAUCUGGUAUACUACGUCCACACUCAUCUAUAUCAGCAACAGGAGCUGCUGCUAGUGGAGCAGUUGAUGAAGCAAUAUUCGAAGAUGCAUUCAAUGAAUCGCAUGACAUUAUGUUCUCAUCAGGUAAAGAUGUCGAAAAUCAAUUAUUAAAUAUUCGAGAUACACUUGCUGAUACUAAUAAUGAUUGGGAAAAACGUAUAGAAGCACUUAAACGACUACGUUCAAUAAUAUCCGGUGGUGGUGAUCAAUAUGAUGAAUUUUUUCGUAAUCUUCGUCAACUUGAUUUACCUUUAGUAACAACUGUAAAAGAUUUACGUUCACAAGUAGUUCGUGAAGCUUGUAUUACAUUAGCAUUUAUGUCUGUUCGUUGUAAAAAUCGUUUUGAACGUACAGCUGAAGGUAUUAUACCAGCUAUGGUUAAUCUUAUACAAAAUAGUGCAAAAAUUAUUUCAACAAGUGGAAGUGUUGGUAUACGUUAUAUUGUUAAUAAUACACAAUCAACUAAACUUGUUCCACUUAUAUUAACUGGUAUUGAAUCAAAAUCUAAAGAUAUUCGAAGACAUACAUAUGACUUAUUAAUAAUCAUGCUUUCAAAAUGGGAUUUUAUUUAUUUGGAUAAACAUGGUCAAUUAAUUCAUGAUGUUAUAAAAAAAGGUUUAUCGGAUGCUGAUGCUGAUGCAAGAGUAUAUGCACGAAAAGCAUUUGGAUUGUUUCGUGAACAUUUUUCUCUAUUAGCUGAUGCACUUCUUGCUACACUUGAUUCAUCAAAAAAGAAAACAUUAAUGGGUGAAAUGAGUAAUGCAUCAAGUACACAAUCAUUAGCAAGUAUAGGUAGUUCAAGAAUACGUAGCACAAAAGAUAGUACAUCAAGACAAACUCGAACAGUAACUAAUGACAAACAAAGUUCAUCGAGUAAUUUAGCUCGAUCAUCAAGUGCUAAUGAACUUGCAUUACGAAACAAAAAGGCAUCAUCAACAGCAUACACUAGUUUAAAUACAACUUCUGUUCAAAUAGCACAUAAUCGAUCUGAAGUACUUACUCAAACAACACAUACUAAAAAAGCUUCUUUACUAACAUCAACUUCACCAAAUAUUGUAUCCCAAUCUCAACCGGGUAGUCGUUCGACAUCACCCCAUCAUUUAUCAUCAAUAUUACGUACAUCAACUAAUACUCGUUCACGAAUACCAAUAGGUUCAAAUGGUGGUUCACGAAUAUCAAGUCGAGAAUCAAGUCCAGGACGAACACCGGUGAUUGCUAGUGGUGGUGGUGGAAAUAAACGUCGAUUAGGGCGAUCAUAUGGAUAUCGAGGACCAGGAAGUGAUUAUGGUGAUCAUAUUAGUGGACGUCGUUUUAGUGGUUCAUUACAUGGUGAUAGUGGUGAUGAUGCAUCAGAAACAUCAAGUAUAUGUUCAGAAAGAACAUUUGAAGAUGUAACUGAUAUUUUACGUCGAAUGUCUAGUAAUGAAUGGGCUGAACGAAAAGAAAGUCUCGCAAGUUUAUAUCAUACAAUUCGAUCAGGACGUACAUUCAGUCCUCCAGAAUUAAAACUUUUAACUGAAUUAUUAACAAAACGUUUUCAUGAUCCAAAUUCACAAGUAUUUUCAGCAUUUCUUGAUGUUUUACCAGAUUUUAUAAUAGCUUAUAAACGUGAAUUGAAUGAUUGGCUUUAUAUUUUAUUGACUCGUUUAUUAAUUCGUAUGGGUGCACCGGAUUUACUUGAGUCUGUUUUUAAAAAAUUAAAACAAUGUUUAUCUAUUGUUAAUACAUCAUUUGAUGUUCAUGCACAAUUUAUUGUACUUAUUCGUUUUAUUAAUGAUAAUUCUUCAGCACCAGGAAUUAAAGUUAAAGAAAUACUUUUACGUUAUUUACAACAACUUAUACAACAUAUGGAACCUGUUGAUAUAACUAAUAAUACAGAUAUUCGAGUUGCUUUAUCAAAAAUUAUUAAUUGGUCAAGUGAACCAAAAAGUGUUGAGAUGAGAAAAAUUGCACAAGCUGUUAUUCUUGCUCUACAUAAUCUCAAUCGACCAGAAUUUAAUUUAAUGCUUACUGCUUUACCACAAAAUUAUCAAGAUGCUGCUGCAAAAGUUAUUCGAUCUGCUAAUGAUAUGCAAUCAUCUACUCAUUCUCAACUUGAUAAUAAAUAUGAUUUUUUUCAAAGACCAAGUUAUUCUGGUUUAACAUCUCCAAUGACAACAUCAAUGCAUUCAGAUAUUCAAAGUCCAUCUUAUGCAUCUGAUAUGCGUAUAUUAAUGGAAAAUAUGCAAGCAUUAAAUGUAAAUAAUCAUCAAGAUGAUUUAUUAUUAAUAAAUUCUACACCAUUAAAAGAUAAAGAACAACGUUCAAUGAUUCCUGUUCGAGCUCAUACAUCACAAUCUUAUCGUACAACUUUAACACAAAGUCAAAUGUCAGAAACAUCAGAUAGUAUUUCUGAUACACCUGAUCGUCCAGCAGCUAUUAAUAUAGCUCUUAAUAUAGCAAAUACAAUAACAUUAUCAAAAGAACAACGACAACAUGCAUUACGUUGUAUAUUAAAAUUUGCAAAAUUAAAUGAUAUUGAAACAUGGAAUAUAGCGUUUAGUAAAACAUUAAAUAUUUUAACACAAAUUCUUGAUAAUACAAAUGAUGAUGUUAUAUUUAAAGCUUAUAGUCUUCGUAUAAUACGUGAAUUAUUAAUUCAUCAUACAAAUUUAUUUAUGAAUUAUAUUGAACUAACUAUUUUUCGAAUAUUAAAAGCACAAAGUGAAAAUGAAAAUGAUAUAACUCGUUCAGCUGAACAAGCAGCUCAUGCUGCAGCUCAAUAUUUACCAGCUGAAAGUAUUGUUCGUGUACUUAAACCAAUAACUGAACAAGCAAAAUAUCCAAUGAAUCAAUCAGCUAUAACAAUGUUACAAAAAACAAUUGAAUUCAUGAAUAAAGAUACAUGUUUAGAUUUAAUGCCUGAAAUGAUUCCAUCACUUUUAACAGUGUGGGAUGCUAAUUCCCAGGGUCUUACUGGUGCGACUAGUUCUUGGGAUAAUGAAACAUCAAGUGUAAGAAAAGCGGCUGUAUUUUGUUUAGUAUCGAUUUAUUUGGUUGUUGGUGAUGCACUUCGUACUCAUUUACAUAAAUUAAGUCCAAGCAAGAUCAAAUUAUUAAAUGUUUAUAUUUCCAAAGCUCAACAGCAAACAGCUACAAGUAAUACAGAAAAAUUAUCAACAACAAAUGGAACUAAUAAUACAACUUCCUAA
Rotaria sordida is the source of this 4143-nucleotide messenger RNA. NCBI's taxonomy places the organism in Eukaryota, Metazoa, Rotifera, Eurotatoria, Philodinida, Philodinidae. The record is from the annotation of a GenBank genome assembly.